AUGGCGACACAGGAUCCAUCGCAGAUUGCGCAGCUUGUACGCGACCUGGAAGACGCCCGCAAGCAGUCCAAGGGCGAGAAGAAGCGCACCUUCACAUGCAAAAAGACCACCUUCGAUGUCGCGGGCACAAAGGGUGUCACUGUGGACUCGUGGAAGUUUAUGGACUGGGAUUACAAACGGCCUGACCUACCUACAUAUGCCCGAGGCCUGUUCACAGCGCGACGGAAAGACAACAUCCCCGAGAUCGCGGUGCGCGGCUAUGACAAGUUCUUCAACGUGAACGAGACCAACGACACGCAGUGGCACAAUAUUGAGAACAAGACCCGGGGUCCCUAUGAAUUGAGUGUGAAGGAGAAUGGCUGUAUUAUCUUCAUCUCGGGUCUCGAGGAUGACAAAUUGCUGGUCUGCAGCAAGCACUCUACGGGCGUCCGGGCCGAUACCAACAUGAGCCACGCACAGGCCGGUGAAAAAUGGGUAGAACGACAUGUCGCUACAGUCGGAAAAACCUCCAAGGAAUUGGCUCGGACAUUGCGACAGAUGAAUAUCACGGCGGUUGGAGAGCUUUGUGACGACAGCUUCGAGGAGCAUGUCUUGGCCUACGACGAAGCAGCUGCCGGCAUCUACAUUCACGGCCUGAACUACAACCAGCCAGAGUUUGCUACCAUGUCGGGAGACAAGGUACACGAAUUUGCAGAUGCAUGGGGGUUCAAGAAGGCAAAGUAUGUGGUGUACGAUGACAUUGAGUCCGUGAAGAAGUUCCUCGAGGGCUGCGCGGAGAGUGGCACAUGGGACGACCGCGAGACGGAAGGAUUCGUGGUGCGAUGCCAGAUCAGUGACCGCGAUAGCGGUUACAGGGACUGGUUUUUCAAGUACAAGUUCGAGGAGCCAUACUUGAUGUACCGUCAGUGGCGUGAAUGCACCAAGGCGGUUAUCUCCGGGAAGCUGCCAAAGAUCAGAAAGCAUCAGAAGAUCACCGAGGAGUAUCUCCAGUUUGCGCGGAGGGAGUUCAUCAAGAAUCCCAAGCUCAGCCAGGAGUACAACCAUAACCAUGGCAUUAUCUCUCUACGAGAGAAGUUCUUGCAGGAGCGGGGUCUGAAGGGCUCGGAAAUCAUCGCCAUGGGGGAAGAGAACGACAAUGCCAAAAGGGCCAGCAACAAUAUCAUCAUCGCUCCCAUCGCUUCUAUAGGAUGCGGAAAGACAACAGUUGCGCUUGCUUUGGUCCAUCUCUUCGGAUGGGGUCAUAUUCAGAACGAUAAUCUCCCCAAGCAGAAGGGCAAGCCGAAGCAGUUUGCCUUUGAGAUCACCCAGGCCAUGGCGGAGUAUCCCGUCGUGAUCGCAGAUCGCAACAACCACCAGCGACGGGAGCGCAAGCAACUAAUGGAGGAUGUUUUCCCUGUCAUCAACGAUGCUAAUUUUGUUGCCCUCCACUACGUUCACGACCCAAAGCCUGAGCUCCUUCCUGCGAUCAAGGAAAUCACUCGGAAGCGAGUCCUUGAGCGCGGCGACAAUCACCAGACGAUUCGUGCUGGAACCAAGAACCGACAGGAGAUUGUCGGUAUCAUGGACGGAUUCCUGGCUCGCUUUGAGGGCGUCGACGCCGACCGGGACCCGGACAUGCACUUCCAGCAUAUCAUCGACCUCGACGUGUGCGCCUCGUCCCGCGAGAACCUCGAGACCGUGGUAACUGCUCUGCAUGCCGCAUACCCUCGGGUGAUCCCCACUAUGCCUACACCGGAAGAGCUAGACGCUGCCAUUGACGCCGCCAUCGCCGGCUACCAGGUCAAAGAAGACCUGAGCAAAGGCUACGACAAACCGAGUCAGAAGCAGCACAAGAACGCACCCGUGGCCGUAGCCCCGCAGAAAUCAAACACAGCAACGACCCCCGCCAUGCUCGCUCGCAAGAUCGAGUACUUCAGCGUCUCCGUGCCCACCCCCGAAAUCACCUCCACUCUCAAAUCCCUCUUCACCAACACGUCCCCAGAGACAGCCCGCCUGUACAACCAACUCCACAACUCCCGCCGUAUCCAGCCCGCCUUCCACGUCACGCUAAUCCACCGCGCCGCGUCCAAAGACCGCACCGAAAUUUGGGACCGCUACGUGAAGCAGUACGUCGACGUGUUGACCGCUAACCCGGUCAACGACCCCAUCGCCACUCCACCCAAACUCGGCCGCGCACGCGUUCGCCUCGAGCGACUCGUCUGGGAUAACCGGAUCAUGGCGUUCGUCGUGCGCAUCUUGCCUGCCGAAGGCGAGAACGAUGGUAUCGCGGACUCGGCGUUCCCGUGCGCGAAUGCGAUCCCGCACAUCACUGUUGGCACGGCUUCACCGGAUGUCAAGCCCAAGGAGAGUAAUGACUUGUUGCAGCGGUGGCAUCAGAUCGGGUCUGGUGGGGAGACGGGCAUUUUUGAGGCCGAAGUGCCCGGUGUGAAGCUUGUUGAGGGGAUGGUUGGGGUUGUUAUGAUGCGGGGGAAGUAUUGA
Penicillium daleae is the source of this 2478-nucleotide messenger RNA. RefSeq names its product tRNA ligase. The record is from RefSeq and is a predicted model, not a curated record. The transcript has a single exon. Gene Ontology annotation, biological process: tRNA splicing, via endonucleolytic cleavage and ligation. Bases 1 to 2478 code for a protein of 825 amino acids. Lineage: Eukaryota; Fungi; Ascomycota; Eurotiomycetes; Eurotiales; Aspergillaceae. Gene Ontology annotation, molecular function: RNA ligase (ATP) activity; phosphoric diester hydrolase activity; GTP-dependent polyribonucleotide 5'-hydroxyl-kinase activity. Gene Ontology annotation, cellular component: nuclear inner membrane.